CUUUAUAAACCUCUGUUCUUACCGCAGUAUUUGUUUACACUUAGUCACCAACAACUGGAGCGCUCCACAAAUACUAACAAAAAAUGUUGUCUUCCUUUUUGUUCGCGUUGUUCUUGCUCACUCUUACAACAGUAAGUCCCGUCUUACCGUCUUCAGUUAAUUAUAGUCGAGACCCAGAUAUCAUGGUACAAGAUGUGACCCAUGACAUUUGGCGCCUCGCCGACUGCGGCAUCGGCUUCGGCCGGAAUGCAGUCGGAGGCCGCAACGGCCGCAUCUACGUCGUCACCGACUCCGUCCACGACAACCCCCUUAGCCCCAUUCCAGGAACCCUCCGCCACGCCGUCAUCCAACCCGAGCCUUUAUGGAUCAUCUUUCAGUCCGACAUGGUCAUCCGUCUCCGCCAGCCGUUGAUCGUGGGGUCCCACAAGACGAUCGACGGUCGCGGGGCCAGCGUCCACAUAGGCGCCGGUGGCGCUUGCGUCGCGAUCCAUCGCGCGCAAAACGUGAUCAUCCAUGGGGUUCACAUACACGACUGCGCGAGGUCCGGGAAUGCCGUGAUUAGGGAUUCUCUGUGGCACGCUGGGUGGUGGGGGGCAUCUGACGGUGACGGCGUGUCGAUCUUCAGCAGUCGGGAUAUCUGGAUCGAUCAUUGCUCGCUGUCCAACUGUGCGGACGGGUUGAUCGACGCGAUCCACGGGUCGACUGGGAUAACGAUCUCGAACAACUAUUUUAGCCAUCAUGAUAAGGUGAUGUUGUUGGGGCAUAGUGAUGAGUAUGUGGAGGAUAAGGAUAUGAGGGUCACCAUUGCGUUUAAUCAUUUUGGGGAAGGAUUGGUUCAAAGGAUGCCAAGGUGCAGGCAUGGGUAUUUUCAUGUGGUGAACAAUGAAUAUACGCAUUGGGAAAUGUAUGCAAUUGGGGGGAGUGCUUCGCCUACUAUAUAUAGCCAGGGGAACAGGUUCCUUGCAGCCAAUGAGAGAUUCAGGAAAGAGGUGACCAAACACGAGCAUGCGCCGGAAAGUGAGUGGAGCCGGUGGAAUUGGAUUUCGGAAGGGGAUUUAUUUCUUAAUGGGGCAUAUUUUCGGCAGUCGGGGGCAGGGGCUUGGUCAACGUAUGCAAGGGCAUCGAGUUUAAAUGCAAGGCCAUCUUCUCUCGUGGCUUCAAUAACUUCAGCUGCUGGGGUACUUAGCUGCAGGAAGGGAUCCCGCUGCUAAUUAUUAUUCUUCACUUAACGUUUGACGAUGACGAGGCAAUGAUUGGAAAUUUAAAUACCUUAAUUUGGUCAUGGUAAAAAAUGAAACUAUAGUACUAAGCUAGAGUCCAUUGUCAUUUAAACCUUCAAGAUGGCAGGAAAGCGGUUGUGAUCCAGAUAUAUGAAUUCUAAAACUUGAAACAUGAUUCUUAAUGUGAAAGCGGAAAGAUGUAUCCAUACGGUACACUUUGUAAAACAACACAUUAUUCUACGAGAUGAGAUAAAGAAAAUCGCAUCAAAGCGGAAAGUUGUAACAAUGUAAAAACACAUUAUUCUACGACUUCACACACAAAUUACCAAGAGAAUACCAAAUUACCAAUCUACCCCUCACCGCAGAUAUAUCCAUCCAUCCUUAAAUUUCACACAACUAGCAUAACGNAAAACAAUCAAACAAAAAAUU
Molecule: messenger RNA, 1649 nt
Organism: Striga asiatica
Lineage: Eukaryota; Viridiplantae; Streptophyta; Magnoliopsida; Lamiales; Orobanchaceae
Source: the annotation of a GenBank genome assembly